Sphaerulina musiva SO2202 is the source of this 1584-nucleotide messenger RNA. Its product is annotated as mevalonate kinase. The coding region runs from base 1 to 1584 and encodes 527 amino acids. Gene Ontology annotation, molecular function: ATP binding; mevalonate kinase activity. Gene Ontology annotation, biological process: isoprenoid biosynthetic process; ergosterol biosynthetic process. The record is from RefSeq and is a predicted model, not a curated record. The transcript is spliced from 2 exons. NCBI's taxonomy places the organism in Eukaryota, Fungi, Ascomycota, Dothideomycetes, Mycosphaerellales, Mycosphaerellaceae. Gene Ontology annotation, cellular component: cytoplasm.
AUGACUACUACUACUAUUACUAUUACUACUGCUACUGUGAUGAUGGGGGUCCGCAAAGCGAUGAGUGCGGAGAUGGCUGGCAUACAAGAUGAUGGCGGUGGCAUGAUUGAUUCUGGACAAAAGACAUCGUCACCGCAUCUCUCCAAUGGCUCUCGCGCGAACUUGGCCAUACGACAUUCACGAAAUCCUUCCAAUCCUCUCGCACCCGCCUUCAUCGUCUCUGCCCCGGGCAAGACUAUCGUCUAUGGCGAACACGCGGUCGUGCAUGGCAAGGCAGCCAUUGCAGCCUCCAUUUCCCUGCGAUCCUACCUUCUCGUCACUACCCUCUCCAAAAGCCAACGAUUCGUGAAACUACAAUUCACCGACAUCGAUUUGAAUCACACAUGGCAAAUAGCCGACCUGCCCUGGAAAGAGUUUGCGCCUAAGAAGAAAAAGUACUACGAUCUGGUAACAACACUGGAUAAAGAUCUGGUGAGCAUCAUGCAGCCACACAUCAAAGACAUAUCUCCGUCCAUUGAGCCGGAAAAGAGGAAGAUUCAUCAGGCAGCCGCAUCGGCUUUCUUGUACCUCUUCAUGAGCUUAGGCAGUGAACGCAGUCCCGGGUGCAUCUAUGCCAUGCGCAGUUGUAUUCCCAUUGGUGCUGGUCUAGGCAGUUCCGCUUCAGUGUCAGUAGUCAUCGCAGCAGCACUGCUGAUCCAGUCUCGUGCAUUGUCAGGCCCACAUCCCGAUCAGCAAAGCGACGAAGCAGAAAAGCAGCUCGAACGAAUCAAUCGAUGGGCGUUUGUAGGCGAAAUGCUCAUCCAUGGAAAUCCCUCGGGCGUAGACAAUACCGUGUCAACAAAUGGACACGCAGUCCUAUUCCAACGAAAGGACUAUACGAAACCUCCUUCCGUCACGGUCUUGCGAGAUUUCCCGGAAUUACCUUUGUUACUGGUGGAUACGUGCCAACCCAAGUCGACGGCCGUGGAAGUUGCCAAGGUUCAACAUUUGAAGACCACGCAUCCGAUGGUGGUGGAGAAUACGCUCAACGCCAUCGAUUCCAUCACGCGAUCCGUUUAUGAACGCCUCACAUGCGCGGAGUUUGAUCCUCACAGCGCGGAGAGCAUCGCUCAUCUGGGAGAAUUAAUGAGUAUCAACCACGGCCUUCUCACGAGUCUUGGAGUCUCCCAUCCUCGACUGGAACGAUUACGCUAUCUCGUAGAUCAAGCUGGAGUGGGUUGGACAAAGCUCACUGGCGCCGGGGGUGGCGGGUGUGCGAUUACUCUUCUCAAACCUGACGUGCACAGUCCCCGGCGGCGGAGUAGAGCUGCCAGUGGCGCACAACUCAAUGGCGACGCGGCAUACGCUGGUUUGAAUGGAAAGCUGGCGCCUAUGGAUCAAUUAUAUCACGACUUGGAAGUGGAAGGUUUCCAGAAAUACGCGACCACAUUGGGUGGAGAUGGAGUUGGGGUGUUAUAUCCUGCAGUGAUCAAUGACGAAGAGAUUGAUCUGGAGAAAUUCUUGACUGCGGAUGGGAGGGAUGGGGUCGAAGAGUUGGUCAGCGGACAGCAUGAUGAGGAAGCUUGGAAGUAUUGGAGGCCAUGA